AUGGCGGAAAGUGACCUCAAGACCAACUCCUUGAAGAUUCGGUUUGCCGGCAACUGUCGAGAACCUACGGAACCGGAAAUCUUUGAUUUCAUGCGCGGGAAGAUGAAGCUGAAGGCGGACCAUCUGCUGUCCAUGUACAAGGACAAAUUGGACGCUUCUGUGAUCGUGAAGUUCAAAAACGAGGAAGAGUUCAAGGCCACUCUGGCCAGGUUGCCCGGAACCAUGGAGUUUGCGUACAACAAGUACGAGUCGACGCAGGUUCGCCUGUCACCGGCAAACGCGGUGGUGAAGUACGUGCGGCUGUUCAACCUGCCGCCGGAGGUGGACGAUCGUGAGAUCGGGACGGCGCUGUCCAAGUACGGCCGAAUCCAGCGGCUGAUUCGCGAAAAGUACGGCGAGGAAACGGGUUUCCCCAUCUGGACAUCCGUCCGAGGAGCGUACAUUGAGCUGAAGGAGGGUACGGAGAUUCCGGCGUCCCUUCAUGUGCGGAACAUACGAGCAAGAGUUUUUUACGAAGGUUUGGUCAACAAGUGCUUCCUUUGCGGUGCGACGGACCAUAUCAAGGCAGAGUGUCCCGAACGGAAAACGGUUAAUACCCGGUUGGAUGCUAGCCGCGGUUCCUACAGUGCCGCGGUUGCUGGUGGAGCUGCUCGGUGGUUCAAGCAGAAAAUGGCGGAACCGACCUUGAGCAAGGAACCAGAGGCAACGAUGACGAACCUCAACGCUCUGUUUCCUCAAACGGCUUUGAUGAAACCGCAGCAGAGUAUGGUGGAAGUGAAGGAAAAGGCGCCCCCCGCUGGACCGUCCAGCGGAAAGCAAAUCGCAGCAGCGAAGGAGACGGACGAUCUUUGGUCUCAAGCAGUCGCGGAUCAAUUGCAGCAGCCACAGCAGGAGAACAAGCAAGAUGGAGACGGCUGGCGCGUGGUGCCACCGAAGAAGGAGAAGAACAAGAAAAAUCCAAAGAAAGUGCGUUCAAGUUCGGCUGGUUCAUCGGGUGCAUCGGGUUCGGUCGAUCCGAAGUUUUUGCGUCCGCGAACUCCGCGUCCGACCGCUAUCAGUGAUGCGCAGCGGAACAGAGACAGAAGUCGAUCGGCACCGAAGAACGGCGACUCGAAGAAGCCGAAGAUCAUCGUGACGGCAGAGACGAACGAGGAAGCCAAGCAGCCGAGUAGUGGUGAGAUGGAUGUGGAUGGCGUCGACGAAAUGAAGGCUGAUUUAGUAUUAUUAUUUAAUGGAUAUCUUUCAGGUAAUAUGCGACCAUCAAAAACUUUUACAGAUGGAAUUAUUACGUUAAUACCUAAAAAAGGUGCAAAUAAUGUGCAUUUGGAUGAUUACCGUCCGAUUAGUUUGUUAAAUUGCGAUUAUAAAUUAUUUAUGAAAAUUAUUGCUGAACGUUUGAAGUUUUACAUGGGUAAAUUGCUAGGUUUUGGUCAAACAGCAUGUUUGCCAAAUUCUUCUUGUAUAGACAAUUUAAAGGACAUUCGCAGAAUUCUCACUCGAGCAUGUGAGUCUAAGCGUUUUAAGGGUUGUUUAGUAAGCGUGGAUUUGAAUAAGGCUUUUGAUAGAGUUAAUCACUUCUAUCUAUGGAAAGUCCUGGAGAAGUUUGGGUUUCCUACUCAACUGAUAGAUUGUUUGAAAAACUUGUACGCUAAUGCAGCCUCUCGAGUUUUGGUUAAUGGAUUUUUAACUCCUGAAAUUAAUAUUAGCAGCUCAGUACGACAGGGUUGUCCUUUAAGCAUGAUCCUUUUUGUACUUUACAUAGAACCUCUGCUUAGAAAAAUUUCAGUUACUAUUCCUCCCGUUUUAGUAUAUGGGAAAUUCAUAAAUGUUUUAGCUUUUGCCGAUGAUAUAGUAGUUUUUGUUAAGAAUGAUUAUGAAUUUGAUAAUUUUAUAAAAGUAAUUGAUACAUUUUCGAAGUAUGCAUCUAUUAAAUUAAAUUUUGCUAAAUCAGUAUUUCUUAGGUUGAACAAUGCUAAAGUUGGUCCACAGAAAUUCAAAGAGACUGAAGCUUUGAAAGUUCUUGGGGUUAUAUUUGAGAAAAGUUGGUCAAGUACUGUGAAUAAUAAUUAUAAACGACUUGUCACUAAUAUCAAUUUAUCUAUGCUUCAGCAUAAUGUAAGGAAAAUUAACAUAAUCGAAAGAUGUAUUGUUUUGAACACCUAUAUUUUAUCGAAAUUAUGGUACGUUGCACAAUUGUUUCCACCUGCAAAUUCCCAUCUAGCUCAAAUAAAAUCGGCGUGCGGCAAGUUUAUUUGGAAAGGAUACAUUUUUAAAUUAGAUAGAAAACAACUUUAUUUAGAUUUUUUCAAGGGAGGUCUUAGGCUUGUUGAUCCAGAAGCAAAAUCUAAGGCAUUAUUUCUGAAAAACAUUUUUUAUAAUUUAAAUGCACAUGGAACACAACUGGAUGAAAGUUAUUUGAUAGAUUUAGAUUCACCGCAGAAACUUACACGUAAUGCAAGGGAAUGGUUGAAUGAAGGGAAGGCAGUUGUUGCCAAUCACAAUUUAAAUACUGUAAAAUUGAUGUAUAAUUAUUUUGUUUCACUUAAUAGUGAAUCACCAGCUAUUGAAGGGAAAUUGAGUUUAAAUUGGACUUUAAUUUGGAAAAAUUGUAGUGAAAGCUUCCUCGAAAUGAAAGAUCGUGCAAAAAUGUUUGGUUUCGUAAAUGAUUUGUUACCUAACAAAGAAAAAUUAUUAAGUUACAAUAUUGGAAAUUUGACGUCAGCUGUCUGCGACAAAUGUGGUGGAAUUGAUUCUAAUUCACACAGAAUAAAAGAGUGCCCAAGAGCAAAAGAAGUGUGGGAAUGGAGUAGUCGUAUUGUCCAAAAUCGAUAUAAAAUGAAUGUAGUUGAUUUAGAGGAUAUUCUUCAAUUAGAUCUCGAUGAGAAAAGCGAAUCAGAAAAGGCAGCUUUAUGGCUUGCAGUAAAAACAAUCAGUUACAAUUUGAGAGUAUCAGAACCGUCAUUAUUUGUUUUGAAAAAGGAAAUAAGAGAGCAUAGAUGGAAUGAGCGAAAAAACAUAAGGAUUAUUUUUGGAAAUAUAGUUUGAACAUUUGUU
This is a messenger RNA of Culex pipiens pallens (northern house mosquito), 3054 nucleotides long. RefSeq lists its product as uncharacterized. The transcript has 2 exons. NCBI's taxonomy places the organism in Eukaryota, Metazoa, Arthropoda, Insecta, Diptera, Culicidae. Bases 1 to 3045 code for a protein of 1014 amino acids. Gene Ontology annotation, molecular function: zinc ion binding; nucleic acid binding. The record is from RefSeq and is a predicted model, not a curated record.